AUGUCUGCUCCCAACGGCUUGAUCUGUUUCACCAAUUGUCUGCUGCCCCACGAAGAUGGCAGCUUGGAAGAGAAAGAUUUGUGGAUUGACGAGCGCCGCGGUGUGAUUCUCGAUGCACAGCGUACGUUCUUCCUCCGCAAGGAAAGACCGGACAGAAUAAUUGACCUUGGCGGAAACAUCCUGAGUCCUGGUUUCAUGGACAUUCAGAUCAAUGGAGCUUAUGGAUUCGAUUUCUCAGUCUACGAAGGAGAUGACGACGCCUACCGUCAAGGGAUGAGGACGGUUGCCGAGAAAAUUGUCGAGACUGGUGUCACUUCUUUGGUUCCCACAAUUAUCACGCAAGAGAAGUCACUUUAUCCCAAGAUCCUGCAGCUUCUACGUCCGUUUACCGCUUCGAAAUGCGCGACCCUCCUUGGAUGGCAUGCAGAAGGGCCCUUCAUCCAGCUCGCGAAGCGCGGUGCCCAUGCCCCCCAAUUCCUGAUGGCUGCGUCGGAGGAACUGAAGUCAUUCGAGGACGUCUAUGGCGCAGAUAACCUCGCCGACAAGGAAGACUGGCUCAUGACCGGAGAAGGCUCUUCCGAUAGCAUCGGCGUGCGCAUUAUUACGGCCGCUCCAGAAAUCGCGGGCGUCAUUCCUGCCAUGGAAGAAGUGGUGAAGCGGGGCGUGAUUUUCUCCAUCGGACACAGUACUGCAACUACUGACGUCGCGACGGAAGCCGUGCGGUCAGGUGCACGCCUCAUUACACACCUUUUCAACGCCAUGCCGCAGCUGCACCAUCGUGACCCCUCAAUCAUCGGGCUUCUGGCAGCGUCUCCGCACAUUUCGUACCCGGGUUCCGCUGUGGAGAGGGCGAGGAAUUCGCCCCUCCAGCGUACUGAGUCGUUGUUGAAGCAGGUCGCCCUCUCCAACGCGCUUCACGAGGGCCCCAAGGCCGCCUCAGAAGCGUUCGACGACACCGAGACACCCCCGGAGACACCUGUCGUCCAUAAUCACACCGAGACGGAUUUGCACCUUGUGAAGGGGAAAGUCACCGACCUUGCGUUCGAGAGGCCGUUCUAUGAGCUGAUCGUCGAUGGUAUCCACUCUCAUCCUAAUUCUGUUCGGCUCGCACAUUCCACCUUCCCCGAAGGCUGCAUCUUAAUCACGGAUGCCAUGAAGAUUCUCGACCCGCAUCUGAAAGAUGGCGUCCACGAAUGGCGCGAUGGAAAGCGCUUCGUGAAGGAGGGUGACAAGCUGUACUUGGAAGGGACAGACACGCUUGCAGGCAGUGUGGUCACGCUUGACAAGUGCGUCCGGAACUUCUCGCGGUUCACGGGCAGUUCGCUGGGCGAAGCUAUCAAAUGUGUCACAUACAACCCCGCGAAAUGUCUGGGUCUCGAGAACAAGAAGGGCACGCUGCGCCCCGGUGCGGACGCCGACCUCGUCGUGUUGGAUCGCAAGGGCAACGUGUUGAGCACAUGGGUCAAGGCCGCAGACAUGGCGACAGACUCUCCUUCGCCGUUCACCGACCCCCCAAAUUACCAGUUCCCCACUCAUCGUCUGCACCGCGUCUUGCGCAACCCAGACAAGCAGCCAAUCGUCCUGGUCGCGUGCGGCUCCUUCAGCCCCGUAACCUACCUCCACCUGCGCAUGUUCGAGAUGGCCAUGGACUACAUCCGACAAAACACUGAUUACGAGAUCGUGGGUGGCUACCUCAGUCCCGUCAGCGACAUGUACAAAAAGCCGGGCCUCCUUAGUGCAUAUCACCGAGUAAAUAUGUGCACGCUUGCAGCCGAGCAGACCUCCUCCUGGCUCAUGGUCGACCCAUGGGAGGCCUUUCAGUCCUACCAGCGCACCGCGGUCGUGCUCGACCACUUUGACUACGAGAUAAACACCAAGCAGGGCGGGGUCACGACCGCAGACGGCGUGCACAAGCCCGUGAGCGUGAUGCUCCUCGCGGGCUCGGACCUCAUCGCGACGAUGAGCGAGCCGGGCGUGUGGUCGGACGCGGAUCUCGACCACAUCCUCGGCCGGUACGGCGUGUUCAUCAUCGAGCGCGCGGGCUCGGACAUGGACCAGGCGAUCGACAGCCUCUCGCGCUGGCGGCACAACAUCCACCUCAUCCAUCAGCUCAUCCAGAACGACGUCUCCUCGACUAAAGUUCGCCUCUUCCUGCGGCGCGGCCUUUCCGUGCGCUACCUGCUGCCAAUACCCGUCGUAGACUACAUCGAGCAGCACGGGCUAUAUACCGACGAUGGCUCCUCCGCCGCUGAGCGGGAGAAGGAGAAGGGCAAGGAACGCGAGGCCGGGUCGAGCGACAAAGGAAACGUCGCGCUCGCAUCGUCCUCAUCAUCAUGA
Sparassis crispa is the source of this 2337-nucleotide messenger RNA. RefSeq names its product carbohydrate esterase family 9 protein. Bases 1 to 2337 code for a protein of 778 amino acids. Lineage: Eukaryota; Fungi; Basidiomycota; Agaricomycetes; Polyporales; Sparassidaceae. Gene Ontology annotation, biological process: N-acetylglucosamine catabolic process; NAD+ biosynthetic process. The record is from RefSeq and is a predicted model, not a curated record. Gene Ontology annotation, molecular function: nicotinamide-nucleotide adenylyltransferase activity; nicotinate-nucleotide adenylyltransferase activity; N-acetylglucosamine-6-phosphate deacetylase activity. The transcript is spliced from 12 exons.